Molecule: messenger RNA, 1252 nt
Organism: Coffea eugenioides
Lineage: Eukaryota; Viridiplantae; Streptophyta; Magnoliopsida; Gentianales; Rubiaceae
Product: peptidyl-prolyl cis-trans isomerase CYP26-2, chloroplastic
Exons: 2
Coding region: 54-1148 (364 amino acids)
Biological process (GO): protein peptidyl-prolyl isomerization
Cellular component (GO): chloroplast
Molecular function (GO): peptidyl-prolyl cis-trans isomerase activity
Source: RefSeq, a predicted model, not a curated record
AAAGUUAUUGGAGAAACACCAGCAGAAACAGAGCUAGAAUACAACCGAAUCAAAUGUGGUCAAAUCAGAAACUGAUGCAGUACUCACCCCAGUUACUUCAACCCCCAGCACUACCUCCUUCGCAAACUCAAACCACAAGUAUCAAGCAAUGCUGUAAAGUCUCACGCAGAGAACUUGCAAUUUGUACCAACUCAUCUUUGCUAUUACUCUUAGGCUCACAGACGGUGGAGCCAUUGCACCAUUCAAGAGCAAGAGCGGAGGAAAUUGAGGAUACAAGUAAAGAAACUGAACAACUUGUGGAAAGUGAGGAAAAUGAAGUUCCUAGGAACACUGAACUUGUGGAAAGUGAGGUUGCUCCUCGAAACACCGAACAACCAGUCGAAAGUGAGGAUGAUCCUCAAAAAACUGAACAACUUGCCCCAGAAGACGAUUCAAAGAAAACUGCAGAUCCCUGUGGAGAACAAAAUCCAACCCAGAGGGCAUUUCUUGAAGUGUCAAUUGAUGGAGUGCCUGCUGGUAGAAUUGUGAUCGGGCUAUACGGUGACAGUGUUCCAUUUGGUGCAGCCCGAUUUAGUGAUCUUGCCAGUGGUGCAGCGGGCAUUAGUUAUAGAAGAAAAGAAUUUGUUAAGAUCACGCCAAACUAUGUCCAACAUAGUGGAGUGAGAUCAUAUGGUGUUGAUGCUGAGCUUGCAAGGAAGGCUGGAAGCAAUUUGGCUGCUGACAGACUCACAGAUGAAUGGGAGAAGCAGUAUGCGGCUUGUCCAGGGACAAAGAAUUUGGCCAAAAGCAUUGGCAUUGUAGUGAGGGAUCCUUCAAAACCACCACCCAAGUUGAAAUUGAUUGCACGCAAAGGGAAGCUAGAGAUUGAUCAAGAACAGGUGGGAGCGGAUCCUAAUGGGACAGAAUUUGUCAUUGCUAUUAAAGACUCGCCUGAACUAGAUGCAUCAGCAUUAGUGAUUGGAAGAGUAUUGGAAGGAAUGGACGUUGUUGAGAAGAUUGGCCAAGUGAAGACAGUACAGGAGAAUACCAGUUCUCCCUAUUUCAGGGUAGCAAAGUUGAUAGGAGACAAAAGGGCUGUUGUAGCAGAGAGAGGCUUUAAUCGACCAUACUCAAAGGUGUUGAUUACCAAUUGUGGGUUGAUAAAAUGAAUGAAGCCCCUAUAGAUCACUUAUUUCCAUUUUGUAAUAGAGGACAAGAUUGUGCGGGGAAAUUCUUUCACAUUGAUGAUUCUCAGUAAAUUUUUGUGCUGUCA